AUUGAAAACCCCAGAAACGACUCUUUCAACUACUCUAGAGAGGAAUUUCCACAAAGUUUUGUCUUGAAACCCACGUCACCUGGCGGAUCCUUCCAUCUUUCUAAUCCGGAUCCUCUCCUCUCCUGCUCCGGUUUCUAGUCUUCACCCCUCUCUCCCCCAACCCUUUAUAUUUCCCGCAGCUUUGCUUUCAUCACAAGCUCUGCAAUUCUAAGCCGCCAAAAGCAAACGUUCAAGCAAGUAAGCAACGAAGAGAAGUAAAGAAAUAGAUAGAGUUGGUGUGCGGUAUGAGCGCCAGCUUCCUGCAAUAACUCAUGACGAACGAAUUGAAGUUGAAUAAGCAGAACCACCGUCCGAUCCUCCUCCACCUGCUUGGUUUCCAGGGAGCAGGUCACCAUGGACUCACCUACGUCUUCUUGUUCCUUCUUUUCCGGUCGUUACCGUACACCUCUGCACAGAGUAGUAAUCAAACACCUCCUGUUGAUCCCUAUGGCUUCAACGCCAACUUCAGCCCUUCCAUGGUCAUCAUACUCAUCGUCCUUAUAAGCGCCUUCUUCUUCAUGGGCUUCUUCUCCAUCUAUAUCCGCCAGUGCGCCGAGAACCGUAGCGGCGGAAGCGUACGUGCUACCUUCAUGGGUGGCGGAAUAUCACGAAGGGCAAAUCGUGGGCUCGAUGCGGCCGUGCUCGAAACCUUCCCAAUCUUCGAGUACUCAGUUGUGAAAGGGCUUAAAUUGGGGAAAGGAGCACUGGAGUGCGCCGUAUGCUUGAACGAGUUCGAAGAUGAUGAGACGAUUCGAUUGCUUCCCAAGUGCGACCAUGUGUUCCAUCCCGAGUGUAUCGAUGCUUGGUUGUCUAGUCGGACGACCUGCCCAGUCUGUCGAGCCGAUCUCGUCCCUCAACCGGGCGAAACAUCUGGAAUUACGAUGCCAGUAGAGGAAUUGGAAGGCGAAACAGGGGAAAUCCGGGGAUCGGAAACAGUGGUUGCAGAAAACCAGGAAGUUUCCAUUCAUGUAAUAAGCGAAGAAGAACCAGCAAGAGCAGAGGUGAUUAAUCCGGUUCAGAUACCAAUGCAGAACCGUCCAACGAGAUCGAGAUCGACGAGGCCAAGAUUCGCGGGGAGAUUUCCGCGGUCGCAUUCGACGGGGCACUCGCUGGUCCAACCGGGAGAGAAUAUGGAGCGAUACACCCUCCGGCUGCCGGAAGAGGUGAGGAAGCAAAUCAUGAGCAAGAGGCUGAACCGGACCACAAGCAUGGUCGUGUUCCCAAGGGCGGGGAGUUCGAGGAGAGGUUACCGGAUGACCGGAGAAGGGAGUGGGAGAGGAGCGAGGUUCACGAGGAUGGAAAUGGGGGAGAAACCGGAGGGAUGGGUGUUCUCGAGGACGCCGCCUUUCUUCAUGAGGGCGUCUUCAGCUCGGUCGCCGAGGAUGGCAGCCGAAGGUGAAGCCACGGCGACGGCGACGGCGACGGCGACGGCGGCUACUACUCCUCCUCUUCCUCCUAGGCCCUUUAAGUUGCCGUUGCGAGGGAGCAGGAAAUCUGACGGAGCAGGCCAGUCUUCGACUCGCCCUCCUGUUUGACUGUCAGGCACGUUAAUUAAUUCUAGUUUUUUUUUUUCUUUUAAAAUUUUCCCACUUAAAUUCUUCGAACGUAAGACUUUUUUUUCUGUUGGGGAAUGUCAAAUGUGUACAAAUAUUGGCUAUUUUUCGGUAGGAAUUUUAUUUUUUUGGCUUUUUUGUUGAAUUAAAUAAAUAAAAAGAGGAUGUAUAAUACUAUAAUGUAUUGUAUCAGUCAAGUUAAGCUAAGCUGUUAUUCGAAACUGUAACGGAGACCGAACAAGAGUUGAAGUUUGAUAACAUCGACUGUCUGUGCUUAGUAACCAAAUUUGAAGAGACUUUUUUUGUCAUUUUGGUGUUGUUUUGGUAGCUGAAAUGACAAAAAAGAGGGGAGGGGUGGGGGGAAGGGGAAUUGACGGAAAGGGCAAAAUUUGGGUUGACCUGGGAAUGGGUGGAAGUUUUGAAAUGCGUGAAUGGCGGAAGUGUUAUGUCAAGAUGGUUGUGGCGGUGGACCACGUGGCCUUCGAGGAAGUUUCCGUCAUUUGCAUCACUCCAGGUCAAGGACCUUCCCCUUCGUCUGAUUCCAGAGAUAAAAAGUGAAAUUGCUUUUUUUUUGUUUUGUAUUUUUUUGGGGGUGUUAAAUGAUGGAUUUGUCUUUUUAUUUUAUUUUA
This is a messenger RNA of Macadamia integrifolia, 2221 nucleotides long. Its product is annotated as E3 ubiquitin-protein ligase ATL6-like. The transcript has a single exon. NCBI's taxonomy places the organism in Eukaryota, Viridiplantae, Streptophyta, Magnoliopsida, Proteales, Proteaceae. Bases 312 to 1574 code for a protein of 420 amino acids. The record is from RefSeq and is a predicted model, not a curated record.